This is a messenger RNA of Drosophila teissieri, 1623 nucleotides long. It is a transcript of the gene Arp2, whose product is annotated as actin-related protein 2. The coding region runs from base 310 to 1509 and encodes 399 amino acids. Lineage: Eukaryota; Metazoa; Arthropoda; Insecta; Diptera; Drosophilidae. Gene Ontology annotation, biological process: Arp2/3 complex-mediated actin nucleation. Gene Ontology annotation, cellular component: Arp2/3 protein complex; actin cortical patch. The transcript has 8 exons. Gene Ontology annotation, molecular function: actin filament binding. The record is from RefSeq and is a predicted model, not a curated record.
UUCAACUCUAGGGAGUGAAGAGGAGUUUUUGUACAGCAGUAUAGCUAAAUUAUAAGUCUAAAAAGUCGGUAGCGGCAAACCGUUUGGCCAAACUAAAUUGCGAGUUCAAAUUGAGAGCUAAAUACCUAACAAUCGGCAAACGGAGCGGCGAAAAACAGGCGCUGCAAGCAGUGAUAUAAAACCGAAUCACAACCAACACCCAAAAAGGCAACCUGGUCGCGUCAUCAGUGGAAGUGGAAAGGCAGUUGCCGCAGCAGAAGCAACGGGAGAAGCAGUGGUUUUCCAGCUCUGGUUUUGAGUCCUUCAAGCAUGGACAGCAAGGGUCGAAAUGUUAUCGUCUGUGAUAACGGCACUGGGUUCGUUAAGUGCGGAUAUGCCGGCAGCAAUUUUCCCACCCACAUUUUCCCCUCGAUGGUGGGACGACCCAUGAUUCGGGCGGUUAACAAAAUCGGCGAUAUCGAAGUCAAGGAUUUACAUGUCGAUGAUCUGAUGGUCGGCGACGAGGCCUCACAGCUGCGAUCCCUGCUAGAGGUCUCCUAUCCGAUGGAGAACGGCGUGGUGCGCAACUGGGACGACAUGUGCCACGUGUGGGACUACACGUUCGGUCCCAAAAAGAUGGACAUCGAUCCGACGAAUACAAAAAUCCUGCUGACAGAGCCGCCCAUGAAUCCCACAAAAAAUCGCGAGAAGAUGAUUGAGGUGAUGUUCGAGAAAUACGGCUUCGAUUCCGCGUACAUUGCCAUCCAGGCCGUGCUGACGCUAUAUGCCCAGGGUCUGAUCUCCGGCGUGGUGAUCGAUUCCGGCGAUGGUGUGACGCAUAUAUGUCCCGUCUACGAGGAGUUUGCCCUGCCCCAUCUGACGCGUCGAUUGGACAUUGCCGGUCGGGAUAUCACUCGCUAUUUGAUUAAGUUACUGUUACUACGUGGCUACGCUUUCAAUCAUUCCGCCGACUUCGAAACGGUGCGCAUCAUGAAGGAGAAGCUCUGCUACAUCGGCUACGACAUCGAAAUGGAGCAGCGAUUGGCCCUGGAGACGACGGUGCUGGUGGAGUCCUACACGCUACCCGAUGGCCGUGUAAUCAAGGUCGGCGGCGAGAGAUUCGAGGCGCCAGAGGCUCUAUUCCAGCCGCAUUUAAUCAACGUCGAGGGACCGGGCAUUGCGGAACUGGCCUUCAACACCAUUCAGGCGGCAGACAUCGACAUCCGGCCCGAGCUCUACAAGCACAUAGUCCUCUCCGGCGGCUCCACCAUGUAUCCGGGUCUUCCCAGUCGGCUGGAGCGAGAGAUCAAGCAGCUGUACCUGGAGCGGGUACUCAAGAACGAUACGGAAAAGCUGGCGAAAUUCAAAAUACGCAUUGAGGAUCCGCCGCGACGCAAGGACAUGGUCUUCAUCGGCGGCGCUGUUCUGGCGGAGGUGACGAAGGAUCGCGACGGCUUCUGGAUGUCCAAGCAGGAGUACCAGGAACAGGGCCUCAAAGUAUUGCAAAAGCUGCAGAAGAUCAGUCACUAGAGGCGAUGGCGGCGGAGUCAGUGUGUGUGCGGACCGUGAGAAAUAGGAUAAAAAAGUGAUACAUUUCUUUUCUCUAUUUUGUAUAAGUUGAAACUUUUCAGAUUUACGUGAUAU